Populus trichocarpa (black cottonwood) is the source of this 1500-nucleotide messenger RNA. RefSeq names its product protein BPS1, chloroplastic. NCBI's taxonomy places the organism in Eukaryota, Viridiplantae, Streptophyta, Magnoliopsida, Malpighiales, Salicaceae. Bases 261 to 1325 code for a protein of 354 amino acids. The record is from RefSeq and is a predicted model, not a curated record. The transcript is spliced from 3 exons.
UUGCCCACAACUUAAGCUACAAAAUAGAGACCUCACCUAACCUCUCUAGAUUAACCGGAAACUUUCAACAAAGCUCCGCGUCUGGACACUUUUCUCUGGAAAUUUCUCAUCUCUUGCAAGAACUCCUUCAGGAAGGCAUGGAGGCUUAAAGAAAUACCUUUGUUGGAGAUAUGGUUCUUUCUCCUGUUUUCUUGAUGAAUUGUUUCAUUGUGAUGAUAAGUUUUGCAAUUUAUCUUGCUUAAGUUUGGUAAAUUGUUGAAAUGAGUCAACCACAACAGCCACACCGCCCUUUCUUUCCAUUUGGAAAUCCUUUCAGGAUGUUAUCUCCAAAGGGUUCUCAGUUGUCUCCAAGGCUUCUUUCUUUAUUAAAUACAUUUGAGGAGGCAUUGGCAGCGAGGUUGCGGAAACUUAAUCCUAAAGACAAGGGUGAUGUUCUUAGCUUCACGUGGAUGAAAUUGGCAAUGGAGUCACUCUGUGAGACUCAUACUGUCAUAAAAACACUUAUCACAGAACUUGAGCUCCCUGUGACUGAAUGGGAUGAGAAGUGGAUAGAUGUGUACUUGGACAUCACUGUGAAGUUGCUUGAUAUUUGCAUUGCUUUUAGCUCUGAGCUCUCGUGGCUGAACCAAGGUCAACUUUUUCUUCAAUGCGCCCUGCAUAAAUUGGAGUCCAACAAUUCAGAGAAGUUAAUGCAGGCAUGUUCUUCCCUAGAUAGCUGGAGACAGCACAUUGGCUCCAAGAACCCAAGACUGGAAAACUGUAAAUCCAUCUUAGAGAAUCUUGUGGAUUCCUUGACUCUGCCUAAGGUUAAGAACUCGGCCAAAGGAAAGGUGUUGAUGCGUGCCAUGUAUGGAGUUAAGGUACAGACAGUAUUUGUAUGUAGUGUUUUUGCCGCUGCAUUUUCAGUUAAUUCAAAGAAUCUGAUAGAUUUGGAUGUACCCAACACAAUAUUGUGGGCACAAGCUUAUUCUGAUUUGCAAACUACAGUAAAUGGAGAAAUUAGAGAAGUAUUUUCUCGUGGGAAAUUUACUUUCUUGAAAGAAUUAGAUGAAGUUGAGACAGUUGUGAAUAAUUUAUAUCCCAUGAUCCAAGAUGGUAUGGGACCUACUGAAGUGGAAGCAUUCAGCAGUUCUUUUUCGGAUUUGGGGAGGAGAGCAGAAAGACUUUCUCAGGUGCUAGAUUUUCUUGCUAAGGAAGUAGAUGGCUUUUUCAAAAUAGUUUUAAGUGGGCGUGAUGCUUUGCUUUGUAACCUGAGAGUGUCUGAUACCGUUGCCGACCCAUUCCGAGGGAGUAAUUCUGAGGGAAUAAUGGGGAACAGGUUAUAGGAUAGAUGUUUAUGUUGAAGCCGCUUGUUCUCAUGUCUGAUACCGCUUGUUCCCUCAGUAGUGUAUUGUCUUGUGUGGGCCUGUCCUGUCUUGUGUGGUGUGAGGUAUCUUGUAAUGCUUUCUUACUAGUUUGUACAUGUCCGAAAUACAUGAAAUGUCUUGUACUGUUUCACUA